AUGGACGACGCCGGGUCCAACCAUUCUCUGGCAUCCUCCAGCGAGAAGCAACAGGCAGAGGAUCUCCAAGGAACCAAGACAAGUCAGUGCUCCGUCACCACCGUCUACAAGGCCUACAUCGCCGGCGGCGCCCGAAUAGUGACGGUGGUCUGGUCGAAGACCCUCAUCAGCCAUUCCCUCUCCGUCGUCGUCGAACAUCUCGACGGCAGCGCCGCCGCCGCCCCCCCCCUCGUGUGCAAGAUCGACCUCAAGCCAUGGCGGCCAUUCUGGAGCAAGAAGGGGCUCAAGUCCCUCGAGCUGGAGAAUCACCGCGUCGACGUCUACUGGGACCUCCGCUCGGCCCGCUUCUCCAGCCGGCCGGAGCCCGCCGGCGGCUACUACGUCGCCCUGGUCUGCGACGAGGUGGUGGCGCUCCUGCUGGGGGACUCCAAGAAGGAGGCCUUCAAGAGGACCAAGGCGAGGCCCUCCUUGGCCGACGCAACCCUAAUCUCGAGGAGAGAGAACGUCUUCGGCAGGAGGAGCUUCUCCACGAGGGCGAGAUUCGGGGACCUGAAGAGGGAGCACGAAAUCGUCGUGGAGAACUCCAUUUCCGGUAUGGCGGAGCCAGAGAUGUGGAUAAGUAUCGACGGCGAUGUCGUCGUUCACGUAGACAACCUCCGGUGGAAGUUCAGAGGGAAUGAGACAGUGGCGGUGGAGAGGACCCCGGUGCAGAUCUUCUGGGACGUCCAUGGCUGGCUGUUCGGCGCCGCCGUAGGCCUCGGCCACGCGGUCUUCAUCUUCAAGCCGAGCCCGCCGGAAACGACGGAAGCGUCGGGGGAAGACGAUAGACAGCCCGCCGCCGCCGUGGUCUCCUCCUCCAUGGCCCCGGAGUUCUGCUUCGUGCUCAACGCUUGGAAGCUGGAGUAG
This is a messenger RNA of Spirodela intermedia, 906 nucleotides long. The record is from the annotation of a GenBank genome assembly. Lineage: Eukaryota; Viridiplantae; Streptophyta; Magnoliopsida; Alismatales; Araceae.